AUGGAUGACCUCUAUGAUGAGUUCGGUAAUUUUAUUGGCGAGGAGCCCGAAGCAUCAGAGGAAGAGUCCGAACAUGGCAUUGAUGCGGGAAACUACGUCUACGAUGACGAGUAUCCCGAGGAGGCUCCCGAGGGCCGAGGCCAGGAGCUCAUGGAGAUAGAUGAUGAUGGACCGUCAAAUGCGAUCGUGCUCCACGAGGACAAGCAAUACUACCCCACGGCUGAGCAGGUGUACGGAGAGGGCGUCGAGACGAUGGUGCAGGAGGAAGAUGCGCAGCCCCUCUCCGAACCCAUCAUCGCUCCCGUCGAGCAGAAGAAGUUCACCGUCGAGGAAGCAGACCUACCCCCGGUGUUCUUCGAUCGCAACUUCAUGACAGACCUCAUGAACUUCCCCGAGCAAAUACGAAAUGUCGCGCUAGCUGGACAUCUCCACCAUGGAAAGACAGCGUUUAUGGACAUGCUUGUCCUGGAGACACACGACAUCACGGACAGACUCGAGAAGCGCACAGGCAAGAAUCGCGACGAGCAGCUCAGGUACACCGAUGUACACGUCCUGGAGAGGGAACGAGGGCUUUCAGUAAAGGCGGCGCCAAUGAGUCUGGUUCUGCAGGGCACCAAGGGCAAAUCUCACCUGGUGAACAUCAUCGAUACCCCUGGCCACGUCAAUUUUGUUGAUGAGGUCGCAUCUGCCCUUAGGCUUGUUGACGGCGUCUGUCUCGUGGUCGAUGUGGUCGAGGGCGUCCAGGUGAACACUGAGCAGAUCAUCAAACAUGCCGUUCUAGAAAAUAUCCCAUUGACCCUCAUUGUCAACAAGAUGGAUCGGCUGAUCUUGGAGCUGAAACUACCCCCAAGCGAUGCUUAUUUCAAGCUGAAACAUGUCAUUGAGGAAGUCAACACAAUCAUCGAAAAUACCAUUCCCGGCAAGGGUGAAGAGAGGCGGUUGAGCCCAGAAAAGGGCAAUGUUCUUUUCGCAUGCACAGACAUGGGAUGGUGCUUCACACUACAAUCCUUUGCAAAGAUGUACUCGGACAGUUUUGGAGGCGUCAACAUCGAAGAGUUUUCCCGUCGCUUGUGGGGUGACAUCUACUACAACCCCAAAAAACGCUCAUUCACAAGGAAACCGAUUGAGGAGCGCGCAAAGCGCUCGUUCGUCAACUUCGUGAUGGAGCCUAUCUACAAGCUCUACUCCCAUACUAUCAGCGAGAGCCCAGAAGAUCUCAAAGACACACUCGAAUCACUAGGCAUUUCGUUAAAGCCUUCACAGUAUAAGAUGGACGCCAAGGUCAUCUUGAAGCUUGUAUGCGAGCAGUUCUUCGGACCUUCGACCGCAUUUGUCGAUAUGGUGGUUCAGCAUGUCCCUUCUCCGGUUGAAGCUGCUGAGAAGAUGCUACAACAGCAUUUUACUGGCCCUUUAGACACAAAGGUUGCCGAGUCCAUUAAGGCCUGCGAUCAGAACGGACCGUUGGUAAUUCAUGCGACAAAGCUGUUCAAUGCCCCCGAUGCAAAGAGCUUUUAUACCUUUGGCCGCGUGCUAAGCGGUAUUGCCCGCCCAGGCACCGAGGUGCGAGUUCUCGGCGAAGGAUACUCAAUAGACGACGAGGAAGAUAUGGCCAUGGCCAGGAUAUCAGACGUCUGGAUCGCGGAAACAAGAUACAACAUCCCUACAGACGGCGUUCCUGCAGGUAACUGGGUGUUACUUGGAGGUAUUGACAACUCGAUUGUUAAGACAGCUACUAUCGUGGACAAACGGUUCGAAGAUGAUGAAGAUGCGUACAUCUUCAAGCCAAUCAUGCAUUUCACAGAAUCUGUUCUAAAAGUUGCAGUCGAGCCCAUCAACCCCUCAGAACUCCCCAAGAUGCUGGAUGGUAUCCGGAAAAUCAACAAGAGCUAUCCUCUGAUCACCACCAAGGUUGAAGAGUCUGGGGAGCAUAUCAUCCUGGGCACUGGCGAGCUCUAUAUGGAUUGUGUUCUCCAUGAUCUGCGAAGAUUAUACGCAGAUAUGGAGAUCAAGGUCUCCGACCCUGUCACGCGAUUCUGUGAGACUGUUGUUGAGCAGUCCGCGACCAAAUGCUACGCUAUCACGCCGAACAAGAAGAACAGAAUUACCAUGGUUGCAGAGCCGUUGGAAGACGGCAUUGCACAGGAUAUUGAGUCUGGCGCUGUGAGGAUAAGAGAUCCGAUACGGAAAACCGCCAAGUUUUUUGAAGAAAAGCACGGCUGGGAUUUGCUUGCGGCUCGAAGCAUAUGGGCCUUCGGUCCGGACGAGAUGGGACCGAAUAUUCUACAGGACGAUACGCUUCCUGGCGAGGUCGACAAGAAACUCCUGAACACCGUCAAAGAGUCUAUCCGCCAAGGAUUUAGUUGGGCAACCAGAGAAGGCCCCCUGUGUGAAGAACCAAUACGCAAUACCAAGUUCAAGAUCACCGACAUAUCAUUGGCCCCGGAAGCGAUAUUCCGGGGCGGCGGUCAAGUCAUCCCCACAUCCCGGCGCGCCUGCUACAGCUCCUUCCUCAUGGCAUCCCCGCGCCUGAUGGAGCCCAUGUACUCAGUAUCGAUGACCGGGCCCCAGGACGCCGUGUCGUCCGUGUACACUUUCCUGGCCCGCCGCCGAGGGCACGUCCUCUCGGACGGCCCCAUCGUCGGCACGCCGCUCUACCGCGUCAACGGGCUGAUCCCCGUGAUCGACUCGUUCGGCUUCGAGACGGACCUCCGCAUCAACACGCAGGGCGCCGCCAUGCUGUCCCUCGUCUUUGACCGCUGGAACAUCGUGCCCGGCGACCCGCUCGACAGGGAGAUUGUCAUCCGGCCCCUCCAGCCCGCCAGCGCCCAGGCCACGGCGCGCGACUUUGUGCUCAAGACGCGCCGCAGGAAGGGCCUGAGCGAGGACGUCAGCGUCGCCAAGUUCCUGGAGCCCGAGUUUUACAACAGCCUCAUGGAGAGCGGGACCCUGGGCGAGCCUUGA
This is a messenger RNA of Phaeoacremonium minimum UCRPA7, 2961 nucleotides long. RefSeq names its product putative 116 kda u5 small nuclear ribonucleoprotein component protein. NCBI's taxonomy places the organism in Eukaryota, Fungi, Ascomycota, Sordariomycetes, Togniniales, Togniniaceae. The coding region runs from base 1 to 2961 and encodes 986 amino acids. The transcript has 5 exons. Gene Ontology annotation, molecular function: GTPase activity; U5 snRNA binding; translation elongation factor activity. Gene Ontology annotation, biological process: mRNA splicing, via spliceosome. The record is from RefSeq and is a predicted model, not a curated record. Gene Ontology annotation, cellular component: U2-type catalytic step 2 spliceosome; cytosol; U4/U6 x U5 tri-snRNP complex.